This is a messenger RNA of Osmerus eperlanus (European smelt), 5379 nucleotides long. RefSeq names its product capping protein regulator and myosin 1 linker 3 (gene carmil3). Gene Ontology annotation, cellular component: plasma membrane; lamellipodium. Gene Ontology annotation, biological process: cell migration; regulation of Arp2/3 complex-mediated actin nucleation. The record is from RefSeq and is a predicted model, not a curated record. Lineage: Eukaryota; Metazoa; Chordata; Actinopteri; Osmeriformes; Osmeridae. Gene Ontology annotation, molecular function: protein binding.
UACCUCUCUCCCUCCCUCCCUCCCUCACUCUCUCGCUCUCUUUGAUAUGAUAUGUUUAUAGGCAGUGAAGUCGCCCGCUCUACUCAGAUUGCCAGCGCAAACGCAUUAGCUGCACUGCACUGCACUUUGAUUAAGAGCAGCGGAGGGGAGAAGGGAGCGAAGGAACUGCGCGAGGAGCCAGCGUACACUAUGGCCUCUAAAGAAUCCGCCGCUGCAGGUUUCAUUAACGUCAGCAGAGAAAUUACAGAGAGCAUCAGGAGGGUCAUCGACAAACAGUCUAUCAAGUUUGUGCGAGCCGUGAAGCAGGACACCAAGAACGGCAAAUCAGAGGACAGGAUACUGGUCCUGGCAAUAUGGAGGCUCUAUCUCUUUGCUGUCAAGGUUCCCACCAAGGUGGAGAUGACGUUCAACUUCCUGGAAAUUCGAGCUAUGAACACCUAUCCAGAGCAUCAGGUAGUCAUAGAUACGGACAAGUCGACAUACUCCCUGAGACUGCAGACUCAAGACCACCUGGAUCACAUGAUCAACCACGUGAACUUUGCCCUCUCCAGAGUAUUUAACAACUCUGUGUAUGCUCCUGCGAUCUGUCGAGCUCAAGGGGACCUCGCUGAUGGAGUCCACAAGUUUUCACCCAGUUCUGAAUCCUCUGUGGAGACCCAGAAAACAUGCGGUGGAUUUUCAGAGACCUAUGCGGCUCUGUGUGACUACAAUGGUAUUGGCUGUAAGGAGGAAGUACAGUGGGAUGUGGACACGAUCUACCACUCCCAGGACAACAGAGAGUUUAACCUGCUGGACUUCAGUCAUUUAGAUAGCCGAGACCUUGCAGUGAUUGUAGCUUCCAUGGCUUACAACACUUGGUUCACCAAGCUCUACUGCAAAGACAUGCGCUUAGGUUCCGAGGUUGUCGAGCAGGUUCUCCACACCGUCAGCAAGUCCACCAGUCUGGAGGAAGUCACUCUGGAGAACGCCGGCCUCAAAUCCGAUUUCCCACAGAAAAUGGCGGCCGCUUUGUCAGAAAACCCUGCCUCAGUGAUCCACUCUCUCAAUCUGGCACACAAUACCCUAGACAACCAAGGCGUGUCUAACCUGAUCCAGCAGGUGUGUCGCCUGAGCAAAGGCCUGCGUUUGCUCAACCUCUCCAAGACAUGUCUCUCCUCCAAGGGUGUGGUGUCUCUGUCUCAGGCUCUGUGCUCCAGUGAUGACUAUUCCAACUCUCUCCUUCAUUUGGACCUGAGCAAGAACCCAGGGGUGCUGUCUGGAGAAGACGCCACGAACCUGUACCUGUUCUUGGCUCAGCCCAACUGCCUAGUCCAUUUGGACCUCUCUGGGACCGACUGUACUGUGGACUCGUUGUUUGGAGCUCUGCUCAGAGGCUGCUGUGCUGAUCUCUCCUACCUGAAUCUGUCCAAAAACUCCUUCUCCCACAGGAAAGCAAGGGAGACGCUCCCCAUGUUCAGACAGUUCUUCAGCUCAGUGUUCAGUUUAAGUCACGUGAACCUGUCUUCUAUGAAGCUGCCCCCUGACGCCCUGAGGGCUCUGUUUCUCGGCCUAUCCACCAACCCUCACAUCACGGACCUGCACCUAGACAUCAGCAGCUGUGAGUUGAAAUCUGCCGGUGCAGGGAUAAUCCAGGAGCUGUUCCCUAGGGUCUCCUGUGUCAGUACCCUGGACAUUUCUGACAAUGGGUUGGAUGCAGACCUGCUGAUGGUCCUCCCAGCCUUCUCCAGACACCCAUCCCUCAAAAACCUGCUUCUGGGCAAGAACUUCAACCUUAAGGGCAGGGUGCUGGAUGAGGUUCUGCAGAAGCUGGUCCAGCUGGUGCAGGAGGAAGAGUGUGCUCUGCAGUCCCUCUCCCUGUCCGACUCACGGCUGCGUUCUCGGGGUACGGUGCUGGUGAAUGCCCUGGGCAGCAACACCUGCCUGCGCAGUGACCUCAGUGGCAAUGGCCUGGAAGACACCGGAGCCAAGAUGCUGGGCAAGGCACUGCAGAUCAACACCACCCUCAGGAGUGUGACGUGGGAUCGCAAUAACACCACAGCUACGGGCCUGCAAGAUGUGGCUCGAGCCCUUGAACAUAACUUUACUCUCCAGUACAUGCCCCUCCCCCUCAGUGAUGUCACACAGGCGUACCGGGGCUCCCCAGAGAAGACCGACCAAGCUUUGACCAAGAUCCAGAGGGCUUUGCUAAGGAACAACCAGACUCAGCGCUUCUCUCAGAAACAAGCCCUCCGACUGCACCAGGGCCUGGUCACCAGCACUGCUGAACAGGUGAUGGAGCGCCUGUGUUUGCGAGUGCAGCAGCAGGUGUGUGUUCUCCGAGGCUCGGAGGAAGGAGAGGAUCUACAGGCGGCCAGACAGGUCCUGAAGGAGGCCAGGAACUCUCGCGCCUUGUACCCGUCUCUAUGUGAGUUGGCCCAUGUUCUGUCAGUGGAUGGGCCGGUCAGACAGAGACUGGAGUCUCUUGCAGGCGAACUGACCAAGGCUGCUGAUAAGGAACUGCAGGUGAUAGUGGACUCCAUGGUGUCUCUGUGUCGGGAGCUGUGCCCCAUGUCCUCCCUGGCAGCCGAACACCUCGUCCCCCCGCUCUCCUCCAUCUCCGAGCGCGUGUCCAUCCCUCGCUCCACCAUCCGCACCGCCCUGAUGGAGAGGGCAGCCCAGGACAUCAACAGAGCCCUGGAAGAGGUGAAGCUGUCUGUGGUCUCUUAUCUGACCAACUCCAUAGUGGACCAGAUUCUUCAAGAGCUCUACUCCACUCACAAGACCCUGCAUGGUCAGGUGUCCCAGGUGAAGCGCUGGGAAGACGGGGGAACAGGCAGACGUACCAUGAAACAGUCCAGACUCCCUGACUCAAUGGAGUUCCCUGAUGAGGACAUGGGCAUCAACAUUGACACCAUGGCCAUUAAGAAGCGCAGCUCCCGAACCAGACGGAUCCGACCAGUGUCCACCAGACUAAGUCUUGGUGAUGAGCACAGCUCCUCUCCCCCCCCCUGCGUGCCCUCCCCCUCCGCACCCCUCUCCCGCUCGGCCUCCUGGGAAGGUCUGUCCACCCUGCCCACCCACGGCUCGCCGCUGCGUCACGUGACCCACGUGAGGCCGCGCCCGCCGCGAAGGCACAGGACGGGUCACCUCACUUUUGACCCCCACUUUUCAGAGAAUGGGGGGGUCAGUCUGCUAGAAGAUGGACUUCCUGACUUCUACACCAAGAGAGUCCUGCCUGACAGUCAACUGUCAUCCCUCCAUCAAGCCCAGAUCCUGAGACGCAAAAAGAGACGCAGCGUCCUGUCCAUCUUCUCCGGCUUCCGGAAGAACCGCAACUCUACUAUCUCCAAUCAGGACGCAGAGGCCUCAGAGAAUGUCUACUCGUUUAUUCAGCACCCAAAGGAUGCCGUCAGGGUGGAGUCAACUAUACAUGGAACCAAUGGCGGCAUGCCGUCUCCCAGGCCCAGCCAUGGUGUGCCCCUCCCUGGGAUGAGGGCCGGCAGCCCCCCCUACCACAUACAGAGACAGUCCUCAGACCUGGUCAGCAUGGUGUACAGCUGCAUCGGGGCCGACAUCGACUCCGACGCCAGCAGCUGCGACAACAGACAGUCAGACCGAGAGAUGGACAGACAGACACCAGAGACCCAGGCAGACCCUCGAGCGAAUGGCCACGUCGCAUCCACCGGCGGCCUGGACAAGCCGACGGACAGACAGGUGGACAAGCAGACGGAAGCGGGGAGGCAGGAGAGAGUCAGCUUUCAGACAGACACACGGACAGAAACGGAGGGCGGGGAGUCCUCAGAAGAGGGGAGGGACAACAGAGAGGCCGCCCCCUGCGGACAGAAGCCUGAUCCUCCUCCACAGAGCAGCAAGCCCAAUCUGGCCGGUUUGAGACAGCGACACCUGCAGGAGAGCUCCGACAAAUCCCCCGAGGACUCUGGAGGGGUCGAAGGAAAUAGGGAGCUUGAGAGGAACACAAAGAGACAAGACGUAACGCAGAGAACCCGAGGGGCAGAGGGACAGCGUCCCCCUAUUCCUGCGAAGCCCAGUAAAGAUCUAUCCCGGGAAAGUAACUCUCCAUACACCUCGCCUGCUGUCACUCCACCUGGAGAGGUAACCAGUGACAAGAAGACCCUGCCUCCUGCCCCACCGGCAUCUGCCAAGCCUGGCCUGGAGUCCUCUGGAGCCCCUGUCACUCCAGAAGAAGGCACCAAUCAGAAGAAAAGCCCGCCCCCUGUGCCACCAAUGUCUGCCAAACCUAGUUUCGACUUACCCAGUUCAGCUGUCAAUCAAGAUGAAGAUGGAUCAACAAAUGGCGGAAUAUCGAAGCCACAUCGCAACAGGAAAGCAAACUCUUGUGACACUGGCAUGGGACGGGACAGCCCUAGUGAUCUGGAGAGGUCCUCAGAUCGCAAACCCCCCGUGAAAAAACCCCGUCUCCCCCAGAGCAGAAACAGAUCGCUGGAUUAUCCUGCAUCUGUGUGUCACGACAGUCCGGAGCCUGGCAACAGCGAGGCGUCAUGACAACACCAGCAGAUGGAGAAGCUACUGAGGAUUACGGAGGAGAAAAAUGAUUGGGAGUAGAUAGAUGGAAAGAGGAUGAGUAAGAGCAAGAGAAAAACAAGUCAUUAUGAAUUCUUGGAAGGAACCAACACAGUCAGAAUAGAGUCGAUGGUGGCAUGAUUAGUCACUGUCUCAUUUGUGAAACGUGAUGCAUGAAGGCUGACACUCUUUACACCAGUCCUACUUGCUUUGUCAUCUCACACAUACCAUUUUCUCUACAUAUCCUUCUCUCUCAGACACACACACACACACAGAAACAUUCUCACAUCCAGUAUACUCACAAACAAUUACUUGCUCUUACUAUUGUACAUAUACUUUUAUUAGACUGUAUUUCUAAUUAUUCCUUCUCUCUCGCUCUCGCUCUCUCUUUCUCUGUCUCACUCUCUCUCUCUCUCUCUCUCUCUCUCUCUCUCUCUCUCUCUCUCUCUCUGUCUCUCUCUCUCUCUUUUAAACGACAAUCUGUGACACUGCUACUGUAAGAAUGAAUCAGUAUUUAUUCUAAUGGAGUAUUGAUAUGCUGUGUAUAGGCCUAUUGAGUAUAAAUGAGCAAAAUCUGCACUAACCUUUGUGGACGUUAUUCUGUAACCAGUAUUUUCUUUUGUUGGAUUGUAAUUAUUUUGACUGUAUUGUAACCAUCUUUGUAUGAUGUAUAACAACAAUGGAGACUGAAUAUGUUAAUGAAGUGUUCUAUCAUUUGGUACCAGUAUUAUUACAGUAAGUACUACUAGUUGGUCCAUGGAACAGAUGAUUGUUUUUAUCUGAUUUUACAGGACUCAAAUGAGUAUAUUUUCUAAAAAGGCAUAUAUGAAUAGGAUAAAUAAACAUGAAAUUUCCCAA